Molecule: messenger RNA, 3101 nt
Organism: Paramisgurnus dabryanus
Lineage: Eukaryota; Metazoa; Chordata; Actinopteri; Cypriniformes; Cobitidae
Product: transmembrane protein 271
Source: RefSeq, a predicted model, not a curated record
UUAGAGUUAUGUUUAAAAUGUACAAUUUUAAUUAAAUUCUGAUGUUCAGUAACCCACUGUAUUUAAAUUAUCAUAUCCUAAAGCACCUGUCCUGCAGGUUGUUGUUAUUUCAUUCACGUGGAGAUUGUGAUUUAAAAGUGUGACCAAUGGUUGUUAAUUAAUAAAACCCCGUGCAGGAGCGAAACAUUUCAGUGGUUGGUAAGUGAAACCAGUAGGGGUCGGAUCUUCAUCCUCUCGGUAAAGUUCAGAUCUCAGUAUACAGUAAGAGGGAAAGAGUGAGGGGGACACUUCCCUCUCCAGCGUCAUUAACAAGGAAUGCGCACCAUCGCCUGAGGGAUCGGAUGGAUGGAGCGACAGGGUCAUGAAGGUAACCACAACCUUCGGGUUAGUUUUAGGGGGCCGUUACCGCAGAAGGAGCCUAUCCAUAAUUAAUAAUCCGCUGCAAAGCGAGUCGGAGCGCAACCAUCGGCGAGUCAUGUCACCAACUGACAGCGCUUCCAGAAGAGCUGACGAAGAGGACAAAGGAGGAUGAAGGAGUCAGGAGGAGAGGAGGUCGAGGAGGAUUAUAAUGAAGUUGAGUGGCAAAGGACUGUGCACCAUCGUCUCCAGCAGCGUGCUUUUCGUCUGCGCCAUGAGCGCCGUGGCAGUGGGAUUCAGAUGCAUUACUUUGGGCUCCAGGGUGCGGGCGCACUUCCAUCUGGGCACCGUGGCCGGCGCGUUUUACUCCGGGAUCCUGGUGGCUAUCGGGCAGGUGCUGAUGGGGACGGCGCUGGUCUUUUGCCAAGGCAAGCCCAGGUGUGGGAAUUUCUUCCUCUUUGGGAUCUUGGUUUUUCUUCUGGGUGUCCUCACCGCGUUCUCGGGCGCGGUGGUGGACGGGGACACGGUUUCGCUGGUGGAGAGGAAGUACGCGCACUAUUGCCUCGAUUCCAUGGAUGUAAACCCGGCGUGCGACCGGCUGAAAGUGUACCAGAGGGGUCUUGUGGCUUCUACGGUCCUUAACACACUGGAGUGUAUCCUAGGGCUGAUGAACUUGGUGAUUAUUAAGCGCUACCAAGCGGAGCAGUUUCACCGGAGACGGCGCUUGCAGAGGCGGAGCGCACGGACGAUUAUCCUUAACGAAGAGCGGGACUUCGCUGUCAGGGAGUUUCAACCGGUGUCCUACAUCAAUCUGGGGGUGUUUCACACGUUGGACGAUGUGGAUGGGGAGGUCCACAGCAGGGGCCAUCCGUCCAUAGAGCUGCCGGGGUAUUCACAGACGGAUCCGGAGCUUAACCUCACGUACCCGUUUUCUUACCCACUUCACAACGAGUUGCCGCCCGCCUACGAUGAAAUAUUCCCCGGAGAAGCGAGUAGUUGAGGGGAAAGUUGCGGUAUUGCAGUGACAAUCACGCAUUCAGCUCACUAAACUGAGAUCUAGAAGUGCAGUGCUUUCAUUGGGAUGACAGCUUUAUAUAUUACUGUUAUCCAAAAUACUUUUUAUUCAGUGGAGUUUGAAACGAUGCUGACAAUGAACUGUUGUCCAUAAACUACAAAGAGAACCUAUGGAAAGGUAAACAUAUACAGAGGAUAAAGAUUAUUUAAGUAUAAAAUGCAAUCCUUUUUUAUUCUCAUGACCAAUUGUAUUACCAACCUCCCCUAGUCAAAAAUAUAUGUAUUGGAUUCCUGUAGUGAAAUUGAUAUCAUAAAUUAUAACCAAACCCAUAUGGUUUUCCUAAAUGGAAAGUGCUUUUUGAUGUUACCAAAUGACAAUUAUUAACAAAUGAAAGUAACAGCAACCUUUAAUGUUCACAUGAACAGUUUCAGAUCUUUGACGUUUGGUUUUAAAUUAUGGCAGAAUUUCAUUAGGAAUCCUGUACACAUUCCUAAUUUUUUGAAUUGGAAUGCCCAUGUAGAUGUUGCGCUAUUGUUUUUCUCAUAUUGCAUAUGUUUAGCUCCUAAUAAAAGGUGUAUUUACUCUUCCCUAAUGUCGCUGUUGAAUGCAAGGUAAAAAGUACAUUUUGUGCAUGCAGUGGUCUUCAGGAGGAGGCAGUACUGUAUGUCGGUCUGUAGCAGGUGUUGCCAUGGUGCCUUGACCCUUUCUCUAGCUGCGUCUAAUUAGAUAUGUAACCAACCAGUCUUUGAAAUGCAGAUUUGGUUGUUUUUUUUAAGUUUCAUCUGGUUCUCAAAGCAAAUCAGGUUGUUUAAUGUAACAAACAAAUGCAUUUACGUUUUCAAUUUGCCGUCUUUAGAAAGAUCUCUUUGAGUCCAGCUGAAUAGAGUCUGAUGCCACUGGGGCUUGAUGAUUUCUUCAAAGAGCGACGCUUUCAUCUGUGCACAGCAUUGCAAACAUGUUGACAAUACCCUGGAGUGAAUAUACUGUACCUGUGCUUAGUAAUUAUUGUAAGUGGAUAUACACCAAAACCUGUCAUAACCAUUUACAUGGUAAAAAGUGAAGCUUUGGAUCUACAACAAACAAACAAACAAACAAACAAACAAGCAGUCUGAGACCACCAGUAAAAAAUAUCUCUUUUCUUCCAUCAUUCUGUCAUCUAAACUUUUAAUGUAAUGAUAUUAUUAGCAUGAUCAUUAUUAAUUAAUGAUAUUUGAUAUUUUUGCUGUAAUAGCACAACAACCAAGGUUCUUAAAUGUUCUUUCUUAAAGUGUAUGGUUCUUUAGAGAAACCUUAAUAUGCACAUCUUUGAAGACUACAGUACAGACUUAUAAAAUGCAAGAAAGAAAUCUGUGGCUAAAACACUUUCUAUUACAUCAUUGCUGCAAAGCACCAUUUAACUUUUUAUUUUUAAGAGUGCAGCAUAAAUCUGAUCAUCCAUGUUUUCUCAGCAUGAUUGGAGAAGAUUUCAAAAAUCAUCUUGUUUUAAUGAAAGCUAUUUUAUUAGGACUGCACAGUAUAAAGGGGAAAUGCAAUAACUUGCUAAAUAAUGCGGCGUACAAUAUGCGAUACGAUAAUGCUUUAAGCUUGUAAAAUCUAUUUAAAUGAUAUUAAAAUAUAUUCAAAAGCUGCAAAUUAUAUAACAAACACACAUUUCUACUUGAUAUCUGAAGAAAAUAAAUCAUCACUCUCCCGAUCUCAGCGGUCUCUCUGUAGCCACUUAAAACUUUGA